AUGUAUACAGUGUUGAGGAUCAGAAAGUUAAUAAAUCACAUGAAGCGAUCGUAUGCAGUAGAAGUUGGAAAAAGCGAUGAUGGCACAGUUCACGUUCAUGAGUUCGAUGCUAAUUUGGAACAGAAGUUUUAUCUCGCAGAUUACCCUCAAGCUAUUGACGCGGUAUACUUCAAUGGUGCUUCAAGAGAGGGCGAAGCUAUUAUCUGUGGGCUAGCGAGGAGGCCCAAGAAUAUUGUUGAUUCUUUUCUAUAUGUAAAGGUGAAAGACCAGGAACUCCUUCUUUCUCCUAAUUUACCCGACACAUGGCAACAACAAAGCCUCACCGAAGAGGGUGAAUAUAAAAUUAAGGGCCUUGAAAUAGUUAAUUUUAUACCGAUGCGGACAUGGAAAUUAAUGUAUAAGGGUGACAUGAAACCUAGAAAUAAUCUACAAAAAGUAGUGAAAGUAGAAAUGGAUUUGACUUGGAGUGCCAAUUUCGCACCAUUUAAUUAUGACACUCAGAUGUCGCCUAAGAGUAUGGCCAGUGACAUGGCCAGGGAGAAGUGGACGAAAGGAUACUUCAAGCUUCUUAAAAAAGCACAUCAAACUCACUACGAGCAAAUGGGUUACAUCAAAGGAACUGUUACCAUUGACGGGAAAGAUACAACCGUAAAUAUGCCGUGCGUUCGAGAUCACAGUUUUGGUAAAUUUCGAAACUGGAGAACAUUCCACCGUUAUGUGUAUCACUUCAUAUUCCUUGAGAAUGGUGAUAGUAUGGCUAUCGGUACAAUAUGUCAACCUUCUAUUUUGUCACAUCUUACCAUUGGUUACCUGUGCCGCCAAUCAGACCAGGCAGUUUUACCAGUACAAACUUGUGAUUUCCUAAUGUAUCAACAUGGUGAAAAUCAAAUUUUACCCAAAGAUUAUGGCUUUGUCUUUGAGGCGGGUAACAAGUCAUACGCUGUCCGUAUAUUAGUCAAUGAUGAGGAGACUUUCUAUAUUGGCAAGACGAGAGAAGCGAAGUUUUAUGAGCGGUGGUGUACAGUCGAGGUCAACAAUGUUAAGGGUUGGGCAUGCGUUGAAUGGCAGUAUAAUAAUGUACAGAGAGAUAAACGUUCCUUCUAG
This is a messenger RNA of Arctia plantaginis, 1104 nucleotides long. Lineage: Eukaryota; Metazoa; Arthropoda; Insecta; Lepidoptera; Erebidae. The record is from the annotation of a GenBank genome assembly.